CUAUAUUGGAGGAAGUGAGUCUGAAGGACAUUUCUCUUUGAUAAAUGAGGUUUGCACAUACCAAUCCACUGCAUCUGGAUGUGUUCCAGAGUGUUGUAAGGUUUGAAGCUGAAGUAGUUGCAAUGACAGCUGCACUGCUUGGAAGUAAAGAAAAGGCUUAUGGAGGGCAAGUGUGUGGAAACAUGACAUCAGGAGGAACUGAAAGCAUAUUAUUAGCUUUGAAGUCAUCACGUGACUAUAUGAAAUCUAAGAAGGGAAUCACGAGACCCGAAAUGAUAAUACCAGAAUCAGCCCAUUCAGCAUAUGAUAAGGCUGCACAAUAUUUCAACAUCAAGUUGUGUCGUGUCCCUGUGACUAGAGAAUUUCAAGCAGAUGUCAAGGCUAUCAAACGACGUAUUAAGAAAAACACCAUAUUGAUUGUUGGAUCCGCACCCGGUUUCCCACAUGGCAUCAUUGACCCAAUUGAGGAGCUUGGUCAGUUAGCUUCUAGUUUUGGAAUUUGUUUCCAUGUUGAUCUUUGUCUUGGUGGCUUUGUGUUGCCUUUUGCUCGUAAACUUGGGUACCCUGUUCCACCUUUUGAUUUUUCUGUUGAAGGUGUAACCUCAAUAUCAGUGGAUGUACAUAAGUAUGGGUUAGCUCCGAAAGGAACAAGUGUAGUUCUAUACAGAAAUCAUGAUAUUCGGAAGCAUCAAUUUGUUGCUGUUACUGAGUGGUCUGGUGGACUUUAUGUGUCCCCAACCAUUGCUGGAAGCAGGCCUGGGAGUUUGAUAGCGGGGGCUUGGGCAGCAAUGAUGUCUCUAGGACUAGAAGGUUACUUGGAGAACACACGAGUGAUCAUGGAAGUAUCAAAGAGAAUACAAAAAGGAAUAAAGGAGAUUCCUGAAUUGUUUAUCAUUGGAAGGCCUGACAUGACAAUUGUGGCUUUUGGAUCCGAUGCUGUAGACAUAUUUGAAGUCAAUGACAUAUUGUCAUCUAAAGGCUGGCAUUUGAAUGCAUUGCAGAGACCCAACAGUAUACAUAUCUGUGUGACCCUUCAACAUGGACCAGUUGUAGAGGAAUUCCUGAAGGAUCUGAAGGAUUCCGUACAAACAGUAAAAGAAAAUCCAGGUCCGGUAAGUGGAGGGCUUGCUCCAAUAUAUGGUGCUGCAGGGAAGAUGCCAGACAGAGUUCUGGUUAAGGAUUUGUUGGUAGAUUUCAUGGACAGUACAUGCUAGUGGCAUUCUUUUACUCUUAAUUCCUUCUGUUUGUUACAAUCAUUCCUGUUGUUGAAUAAUUCUUAUGUAAAAAGCAUGAAAGAAACAAAUUCAACAUUGAUAUUCAUCAAGUUUUUCUUGGAUUGGCC
Molecule: messenger RNA, 1342 nt
Organism: Ilex paraguariensis (yerba mate)
Lineage: Eukaryota; Viridiplantae; Streptophyta; Magnoliopsida; Aquifoliales; Aquifoliaceae
Source: the annotation of a GenBank genome assembly